Tuber aestivum (summer truffle) is the source of this 2475-nucleotide messenger RNA. The record is from the annotation of a GenBank genome assembly. NCBI's taxonomy places the organism in Eukaryota, Fungi, Ascomycota, Pezizomycetes, Pezizales, Tuberaceae.
GCCUAUCAACCUAUACAUCAUUCAUAGCCCAACAAAAUUACAGUCAAAAUGUACCCAUCCACCGUUAUGACCGCUCAAAUUCCCGACGUGAAGCCCACACUAUUCGGCCUGUCGUCACCUAGAUCCCCGACGAAAGGUUAUACCUGUGCAUUUCCCUCAUGGCCUAGCAGGCCGUGCCUCGACCGGCGUAUGCCGUGGGAAGACGGCGACGAUGACGAUGACGAAGAAUCGCAUGAGUGCGUUGGGAGGAAGGACAGGAGAUGUGCUUGCCCUACCGCCACCGCCACCGCGGCGCCAGUGUCGUCGCCGACAGAGAGAUGGGAUGGAAGAUCGGUUUCCAGCACUUGUACAUCUUCAACUUCAUCCACUUCUACCUCAACACACGUAACGGAGGGAAAAGUAGAAGCGCUAAUCAACGGCUUCGAGAAAUUGCCCCUCCAACCCCGCUCCCCGAAGGCCCCCUCCAGACCAGCGAGGUCGUUGUUGUCGUUAGCGAUCCUAGGAAAGGCGGGGGGGGAUAUGUGAUGGAGCCGCAUGGCAUCAUACCUCACACCUUACCUGUCACUUUUUUCUUUUUCCCUUUACUUUUCUCUCCCUAUCCUUUUUCGUCUUGUCCUUUUUCCGGGACCGAGGAGGGGGGGGAAAUAGGAUACUCAGUACCGGUGCAAUAGAGUGGGGGGGUUGGCUUGGUAUUUAUGGUGGGGGAUCCCGGAGAGGUUUCUCCGAGUCCGGAAUUAAGUGAGGGGAAUUUACUCGUACCAUCGCCUGAUAUUAUCGAGUGUAAUUUGCCGCACGAGCACCGUGCCCUGUGAGUGAUAUCCCAUUUCCUCUACAAGUACUUGUUUUGUUUUUUUGCCCCUCCUCUUUUACCCCUCCCUCCCUCCGUUCCCCCCUCUCAGGGGUUCGCCGGGACGUGGAUUGCGGGAGUUUUCCGUUCGCUCGACAAUUGCCUCGGCCGGAAUGGUCUUGCUGAUCUGAUUGCUGUGAAGUGUCAGAUUGAUUGAAUAAUUACCGGUCGGUCGGUGUUUCCCUUGGAUGAUGCUCGAGUGUCUCCGCAGCGCUGUACCGUACCAUACCUCCGCACCACACCCCGCUGCCGAUAUGAUAGCAUACUUUUAAUUACGGCACACUGUACCACAACCCCAUGAGGCGAACCCCACCCCCUCUUCUCCACCCCCACCUCCACCCUUGCACAACACCCACAGUUCGAGUCCUGGAGCGGUGGUAGCACAGUACGUGCAACAACCCCACAACCAACACCCAACCACUCCGCCAAGAAAUGUGCCUGAAUACCUCUCCACCGCAUCCCCCUCCCUCAUCCAUCCAUUCACAUCCGCUCUCGCCAUCUGUAGCUAGCGCGGGGCCUAGCCGAUUACACCACCGCGUGUUUGCCCCAACCACUUGACUUGCGAAAGUACUGUCGCCGUCGAUUAUCCAACACGAUAUGAUAUCCAGUCUCAUUGCCAACCCACGGAUCCGAAAUUGCACGGAUAGUUUUGUGGGGGUGCACGACGGAGCAUCCGACGGACGGAAGGACUUGGUCGCUACUCGUACUGUAGGGUUACCGGCCGGUAUGUGAUGUGAUGUGACCAGAUGCGAUGGAUGGGUGGAUACGGGAGCAGAAGGGAAGGAAGGUGCUCGUAAAAGCUUGAAGCGAAGCGAGGGUGCACGGAUGAGAUGGUGGGGACGUGCUCUGCAUGAUGUUUUCCUUUCGAAUCGAUUUGUUAUUGCUGGGAGAAGAUGGCGUACCGUAGCGUGAAUUUUGGAUUACACGGGUAGACAUACCAUACAGUGGCAUACCCUAGAUGGAUUUCCAUUCUAGCGUUCUGUAAUUAGUACCUGUACUUUUUAGUUAGUCUGUCGUGAGCGUCGAUGGUACAAUAGAGACGAGGAUGAAGAAGAAAAAUAUUUGUCAUUUCCAAAGAGCCACGUUUGCGAUAGAGUUUAUUAUCAGAGAAGUUAGACAUAUAACUACGGUUCAUUGUUCCACCAUAGCGCACUGUGCUGUGCUGUACUCGAGUACUGUACUCCAUCGUGAGCCUACAGUGCCGUACGGUACCAUAUCUCGCCAUAUCCUCCCUCCCUCAUACUCGAGUACCGGUAUCUUGUAUCCGGCGAUAGGUAUCUUGAAAAUACGACUUGUGUCACAUAACCGCUCAAAUUACCGUACCACAAAAAAAAAGAAGAAAAACAAAACAAAACAACGGCUGUUUCCCCAGUUUCAGAUACUUCAUGCCGGAUACGAGUACUCGAGUACAUGUACAGCACUGGUAAGUUACAAAACACCGGCACUGAGCUGUAGCGAGUGAGCGAGCGAGGUUUAGUCUUAGGGCGCGGUGCGCCCUGCGGCACAGUCCUGAUCGUCGAGAUAGGAUAGGAACCAACAAGAGUAACAACAGAGACAUUUUGAGAAAAAUAGAAAAAAGUAAUUGUGGUACAAGUAUGAAGCCACGAGUCUACAAGUACGAGUACUGC